AAAGAAGUGUCUAAACAGGUAUAAAAAAGCUGAGUCUUUCCAGAAAGUCAAUUCAGCCUUUAAAUCUUUGAGCUCUGUUGACAUGCAAAUAUCAGAUACUGUCAGACGACAAGACCUGUAUCAGUUAUCUAACAAAGGAAUGACAAGCUCUCUCCCCUAACUGCGCAGUCUGGGAAGAUCGUGAUAUAUGAUCUAGUGUCUAUUACAGCUCUGAACGGGAGCCAUCUUUCCAGUGUGAUAGUUUAUUGACCCUGGAAGUCAGUUAUAUAGAUAAGCCAGGCAGGGGCACUCAGACAGCAUGAUCGCCGGCUGACAGAAGAGCAAGCAUGAGCCUGGAACACACAGGAAGCCAAGGCACAGGAGCCAGGGACCAAGUGACACCGCCCCAGUGGUCCCAGAGUGCCCCAGCCCUGCCAGAGGGCACCAAGGAGCCCCGGUGUCUGAGGCCUGCGGACGUGGAGAUGUGCCAGUCCGUUCUGCCCUGCCACGCCAAUCACAGGGGCGAGCUGGGGGCUGGACAGCUCCUGAAGUGGAUUGACACCACAGCGUGCCUGGCAGCGGAGAAGCAUGCUGGAGUGCCUUGUGUUACGGCUUCGAUGGAUGACAUACAGUUUGAAGAAACCGUGAGAGUUGGGCAGAUUAUCAAUGUUAAAGCCAAAGUGAACAGAGCUUUCAACAGCAGUAUGGAGGUUGGCAUAAGGGUGUCUGUACAGGAUGUCCAGACUGGCAUUCUGAAGCAGGUCUGCGUGGCAUAUUCAACGUUCGUGGUGAAGCCAGUUGGAUCCCAGAAGGUGAGACAGCCAAAUGCAGCUAACAGAAAAGACAGCACGCUGAAAUCAACAGAGAGCACUAAAGUAGAGAGCAUCGAGCUCGUCCUGCCACCACAUGCUAAUCACCAUGGCAACACUUUUGGUGGGCAAAUUAUGGCCUGGAUGGAGAAUGCAGCUACUGUCGCAGCAAGCCGCCUGUGUGGUUAUCCCACCCUCAAGUCAGUCGAUAUGUUCAAGUUUAGAGGCCCUUCCAAUGUGGGCGACCGACUGGUGUUCAAGGCUGUUGUUAACAACACCUUCCAGAAGAGGUAUGCUAACCCUAACCCUAACACUACACCUUCCAGAAGAGUUGAUGGGGAGAGACGAUAUCUGGCAGCAAUUGUACGGAAAAGAAUCCGUCUGGCCAGAAAGCACAUCUUAUCACACAAAGAAGAAGAGUCACUCUCUGUUCCCUGGGACAAAAAUAAUCAGGUGUAUCUGGGCUACAAGAAUGUUGCUGCUCUCACUGUUCUGGCAGGAAAGCAGGAGUGGGAAAUCAGCAGUUUGCAGCCCAAGAUCCGAAUCUUCACGAACGAGGAGGAGGAGAUGCUGUCUGUUAAAGUAGAGAUGGAGGUGAUGGCUCCUGUGUCCCAGACCUUCUCUGUGCUCUCAGACCUCCAGCUCCGGCCCACUUGGGACAGGCACUACGCGAGUUGUGAAGAAGUGGAGACUGCUGGUGAUGACGAGAAAGUGUAUCAUAUUAAAUGCCCCUCAGUGAACAGUGACAGAGGCAGAGACUUUGUGGUACUGAUGUCCAGAAGACAGCCAUGCAAAGAGGGGGAACCCUACAUCAUCGCUCUGCGGUCCGUCACUGUGGCAGCUGUGCCUCCGCUGGCUGAUCACACCCGCAGUGAAGCUCUGUGCGCAGGGUUCCUCAUCAACAGCACUGGCUGCAGCUCCUGCAAGGUCUCGUACUUCAACCAAGUGACAUCUGGGGUUUUACCAUACAUCGCUGGAAACUUGGCUGGCUGGUCGAAGUCUCUGGAAGAAACAGCAUCUUCAUGCAUUGAAUUUCUAGAAAAUAGUAUUAAGAGCACCAGGUUCUGAGGCAGGCUUUAAUUCCUUUUCAUGCUUUUGGUCUGUGGCUUUCAAAGCCCACACUGCUCCUCUGGCUCCCUCUCAGUGCUUGUGGUGUGGCAUCAACAGCUACAGUACAUCACUGUGUCCAAAAAUCACGCCUCUGUGUAUCAGGGAUUGAAACAUGUGGAAAGACAGCGCUGUAAUGGAAAAGUAUCGAUGGCCAUCCUGUUUGUAUAGUCCCUGCAGCAGAAAACCACACAAAGCUUUAAAUGUGCGCGGCGGGGGUGUUCUCCACUUCGUCGGACUGCGAGAGCUCUUUUCUUGUCAAAACAUUUCAUGGGCACACUGUGGUCCAUUACCCAAGUGCUCUGUGACUACUUCUCUGUUAGAACCACACAUCUUCUUAAAAAAAAAAAUGUGAUUUCAACAUGCAGUAAAUGGAAUAGUUUGCUUUCUGUAGGAGAGGAGCAGCUGGGUCCUUUGGUAGCUACCAGGGUAAGCUGCACUUGUAGCAAAUGGAACUGCUUUUCUGGAACAUUAGGACACUAAAAACAUGCAGCUUUUGGAAAAGCACAAAACAUUUGACUACGUAAGAAUCCCAGCAAUGCAACAAUGACUCAGUCUGUCCCUCUCUUAAAGCAUGUGUAUUUUUGAAUACUAGUGUAUAACCAUCAGGCAGCUACCCUAGCACAGGCUUACUACCAUGACACACAGAUAAGAUUAGCUCUGUUUUGGUCUCUUUUGUUUUGGGUCAACAGACAAGCGGGGGUAGCCUUAUAGGAAGCUAUUUCAUAUAUACUUGCAAUAAUACUUUGGAUGGCACUGGCAGAUAUACUUUACUGUAGUCAUCUGUUUAAGAGAUGCUCUGUUGUUUCAGGCUUACUUUUGCAAUAGCCCCAGGAACAGCUUUACACAUAAGUUGGAAUUUAAGGUGCUACUCCAAUUCCAUCGGAGAGGCACCUCGGCUUCAGGUCCGCAGACAAUAUCAAGCUGAAUCUGAAUACGCUUUAAAGAAUCCCUACUGCUGAUGAUGUGAUAUGUAUUUAUGAAACGCAUUGUGUGGGGAUGUAGUUUAAGGUAUUGGUCAUUUAAGGCCACAACCAACAUUAAGCUAUGUCUAAUAUGUGCAGUUUUCAGCGCUGCUCAAAUGCGAGCCUUACUGAAUUACAUCUUGAUAAUGUCACUUGUACCAUACAGGAUAACACCAAAAUGCAAAACAAAAUGAAGACUGUUCAAAUACAGAUACAAUAUAUGGGUAUAAGACUACUUCCCCACUGGAAGGAAGUUGGAAAUAUGGAAAUGUGUACAGACCAAAACCCAUGAGCUUCUGGCUUUUACUAACGACAUGUUCCCUGGCAGUGUAUAAAAGCCCUCAGAUACACAUUUUGCCUACAUGACAUUGGAUUUCAGCCAUACCUUUAAAAACGUUAUUACUAAUUCCGAUUAUUUUUUUCCUUAUAUAAAUGUCUUAUAUGUUAAUAUUUGUUUAGAAUACAAAAUUGUAAUGUUCCUCCAUCGAUUGAUCAGAAUGAUAAAAAAUUAAAUAUACAAUCAUUCACCUUU
Molecule: messenger RNA, 3392 nt
Organism: Lepisosteus oculatus (spotted gar)
Lineage: Eukaryota; Metazoa; Chordata; Actinopteri; Semionotiformes; Lepisosteidae
Source: RefSeq, a predicted model, not a curated record